AUGAUCAGGGCGCUAAAAGAAGGUGGCAAUUUGGCUGCAUUGACCGGCGGCGAUCCACAUAGUCUUCAUUCUGGUCGAAGUGGUGCAUGGAAAGGCAAAUUGAAAAAUUAUAUUCAAAAGAUAAAUGCAAAUAAUGAACGAUCAUUAUUUAUAUUUUCAAAAACAAAUUGGAUACGAAAACGAGCCAAUGCUGUUAUUGAAUGGAAUCCAUUUGAAUAUAUGGUGCUAUUAACAAUUAUCGCUAAUUGUAUUGUUUUAGCACUUGAAGAACAUUUACCUCAUGAAGAUAAAACUAAAGUGGCUAGAUCAUUAGAAAAGACAGAAAUUUAUUUUCUUGGAAUAUUUUGUUUUGAAGCUGCUCUUAAAAUAAUUGCAUUGGGAUUUAUGUUACAUCGUAGUUCGUAUCUUCGAAGUCCUUGGAAUGCCUGA
Molecule: messenger RNA, 429 nt
Organism: Rotaria sp. Silwood2
Lineage: Eukaryota; Metazoa; Rotifera; Eurotatoria; Philodinida; Philodinidae
Source: the annotation of a GenBank genome assembly